GAGACAACUGUCAGCGACGUACAGGCUCCACAGCUGACUGUGUUGGGUGGGCUCCUGCAUCAGGUGAAGCCACUGCGAGGACCAGGGCUCAGGGCAGGGGCCAUAAGCGCAUAGGCUGUGUGUGAACAGGACCUGUGGACAGAGGGACAACUUGAAGACCGAGAGGACUCUUGGGAGGUCUUCACGAUGACACUGGACAACAUGAAAACAGAGAGAGGCUCGGAGCCGUCAGAGGAGUUCUUCGAGUACGACGCGGAGGACUUCCUGGGGCUGCUGACCCUCCUCAUCACGGAGGGCCGGACCCCUGAGUGCUCGGUGAAGGGCCGCACCGAGGGGCUGCACUGCCCCCCCGCCCAGUCCGCCAUGCCCCCCCUGCACAGGCACGAGUGCAGCGACAAACUGCCCCAGUGUCGGCAGGCCAGUCGCACACGGUCUGAGGUGAUGCUCCUGUGGCGGAACGGUAUCCCCAUCAUGAUCGAGGUCAUGUUACUGCCAGAUUGUUGCUAUGGUGACGAGUGCCCCCCCAACGACCUGAUCAGCGACCCGGUCAUCAAGCAAGACGCUCUGCUUCUGGAGAGGUGGAGCCUGCAGCCCAUGCCCAGACAGAGCGGCGACCGCUUCAUCGAGGAGAAGACGCUGCUGCUGGCCGUGCGCUCCUACGUCUUCUUCUCCCAGCUCAGCGCCUGGCUCAGCGCAUCCCAUGGCAUCGUGCCCCGCAACAUCCUGUACAGGAUCAGCCCUGCCGACGAGGAGCUCCUCUGGCAGUUCUCCCAGCCCCCGUCGGAGCACCUCUUCCCCGUCCCCAACGUGUCCCAGAGCGUGGCGCUCCGUGUGCGCGUGCAGUCCCUCCCCCGCCAGCCCACCUACCCCACCCUGGCCUGUAGCAUCCACACCGGCCUGCCCUGGCCCGGCAAGAGCCUGGGCCACGGCCCCCGGCCCGACCCCUCCGCCCUCCGCAAGGCUCCGGAGAGAGGCGGAGACCCCCCGCCCCCGCCCGCCUCCGCCCCGCCCCUCUACGCCAAGACCCCCGGCUCGGCGCCGGCCCUCCCCGCGAGCACGCUGCCCCAGACCGCCCCCAAGAGCCAGGGGCCCCCCCGUGACUACGGGAACCUCUACCAGAACGGGGCCGACCCCCCGCCCCGCCAGGGCUCCCCUCUGUUCCACAAACCUCCCCCCCGCUCCCCCACCCCCUCCCGAGCGCACUCCCCCCGCCCGGCGCCCCCGGGGAAGGCGGUGCGCUGGCUCUACUCCGCCCUCAACGGGGGGCCCCUGGACCCCGCCCCCCCGGCGGACGACGGCUCCAAGGCCGCGCCCGCCGCGCCGCCGAUGAGAGCCUUCAAGGCCUUCUCGCUGGCGGAGCCGGCCCGCGGCCCCUCCCCGCGGCCCCUGGAGACCAACCCCCUGAUCGGCUCCCUGCUGCAGGACAGGCAGGAGGUGAUCGCCCGCAUCGCCCAGAGGCUCAACUUCUGCGACCCCGGCGCGCCGCCGCUGCCCGCCGGGCUGUUCGCGCCGGGCACCGUGCCCAAAGCCACCUGGGGCGGCGGCCACGACGACCAUGGGCGCAAGACCAAAGAGGCCGACCGGCCGCCCCCCGGCGAGGCCCCGGCCCACGCCAGGCCCCCCGCCUUCCGGACGCCCGAGGGAGACCCCCCGCCGCCGGGCAGGCGCCAGACCCUCGCCGUUCCCCCCGCCGCCUGCAGACGGCUGAAGAUGACCCGGGAGGAGGAGAGGAACGGGGAGAAGGAGAGGGACAGGGAGCGGCAGAGAGAGAGGCAGAGAGAGCAGCAGAGAGAGCAGCAGAGGGAGCACCAGAGGGGCCAGGAGAGAUGCAGGGAGAGGGAGAGAGACCGAGACAGGGAAAGGGAGCUGGAGAUGGAGAGAGAGAAGGAUAGACAGAGGGAGAGAGUGAUGGAGAGAGACAGAGACAGGGAGAGAGUCAGGGAGCUGGAGAUGCAGAGAGAGAAGGAUCAAGAGAGGGAGAGAGAGACGGCGAGGGACAGGGAGAGGGAGACCAGCGGGGAGGGGGAGCGAGAGAGAGACUGUUCUCUGAUCGCCCAGGCCGUGCAAGACAUCAGCCGGCUGAUCCAGGAGAGGCUGUCGCUACCCUCGUCGUCGCCCCCCACGCACAGCCGGAGUGGCUACACCCUGCGUCACACACACUCCACCACCAUCACGCACACGGUCCGCACGUACACCCCCGGCCCCACAACACACCCCACGCCUCAGGGGCCCCCCGUGGCCACGCCCCCCGACGGCGCCCGCACGACAGCCGACGCCCACCGGCCCACGGUUUGCACAGAGAAGCCCCCCGUGGAGACGGCCCACAACGGCUCUCACUUUAUACUUGAAGACUCGACGCGGCCGAACGGCCCGUCCCCCCGGUCCCGCGCCCCCCAGUGUUUACAGCCUCCUGCCCCCCCUCCGGGGGACCCCAGCGCCCGUGCUCCCAGCCAUACCUCGCCCCUGGAGAACGGCCUGCCCUCGACCCCGCACCCCGGCCGGACCCCCGCCGGCCCUGGGUCCAACGAGAGCCAGACCCAGUACAGCGGCCUGACCCCGCCCAUCCCCCUGCAGAACGAGAACCUGGCCCCCCCGGGGUCGUCCAACUCCAGCUGGACCAGUCUGGAGAUGACGCCCCCAAGCACUGUACUGAGGUCUCACAGCUCCUCCCCCUUGCGACCAUGCAACAGCUGGAAAAAGCAGAACCGACACUCGCUCGACGGCAUGGCAACCAAGGCCUUCCACCCGUGCACUGGCCUGCCCCUGCUGUCCAGCCCUGUUCCUCAGAGGAAGAACCAGACGGGGUACUUUGACCUGGACGCCUCUCUGACGGGCUGUAACGGUCUGCCCUGGGCCUCUGGAAAGAGGGUGAGUAUAAAGAGAGGAGAGGAAGUCACAGAGGAAUCCCACCAGCUCUUCAGUGCCAGUGCCCCCCCAGCUGGCCUCAGUCUCCUUGGGAACUUUGAGGAGUGUGUGUUGAACUACCGCCUGGAGCCCUUGGGCAAUGUGGACGGCUUCAUCGCUGAGGUGGGGGCCAGCGGCUCCUUUUGCCCCAGCCACAUGACCUUACCUGUGGACGUGUCCUUCUACAGCGUCUCCGAAGACAACGCCCCCUCGCCAUAUAUGGGUGUGAUCAACCUGGAGUCGCUGGGGAAGCGAGGCUACCGCGUCCCCCCAUCUGGAACCAUUCAAGUGACCUUAUUCAACCCCAACAAGACAGUGGUGAAGAUGUUCGUGGUGAUGUACGACCUGCGAGCCCUGCCCGCCGGCCACCAGACCUUCCUUCGCCAGCGGACCUUCUCCAUUCCCGUCCGCCGGGGCGACGCCCACAAUCACAACAGCAGGAAGCCCCUCCCACUGGGACCAGUCCGAACUCUGCGCUACCUCAUCCACCUGAGGUUCCAGUGCUCCAAGUCCGGGAAGGUCUACCUCCACCGGGACAUCCGUCUGCUCUUCUCCAGGAAGUCCAUGGAGGUGGACAGCGGCGCCGCCUAUGAGCUCCAGUCCUUCAUCGAGUCCCCCGCCGACCCCCCGUUCUCCGCCCGCUGCUGAGCCCCUCUCGGCCCCAGCCUACAGCUGUCCCCCCCCCUCCCCCUACCCUCCCCAUUCAUCCCAUGCUCCAGUUGGCCCCGGGGCCGGUGUCCAGACACGUGACAGAGAGCAGAGGGCUCGCGUUGACCUUGAAUCCUCACGUCAGGGUCAGCGCCCAAAAUAUAACGGCUGAGCUUCCGACCGAAGCCUUGACAGAAAGCCUUAACACGAGGGAUACCAACAUAGGAUGAGCGGGACUAAGUACCGCCUGAUUCUGGAUUGACGUAGAUGGGAGAACAAUAAUUAAGGGGUUUAAAUGUAGGACGCCCUCUCCUCUCUCUUAGACGAUCCGCGCCGUCUUCUACCCCAUCAGCAAGCAUCUGGUAAAUGAUGGACAGAAGGAACGGACAGCCAAAGUACAAUAAAAGAAACCACAUGUUACGGUAGGGGGUAACACCCUCGCGAUUCACCCUUUGAAGCUGUAGGUUGAACCCAGCCGACCAGAGAGAACAUUUCUGUUUUUCAAUAAUACGGAAAGGUAUCAAGAUUGUUAUUUUUCAGUGCAAACUGCCUCCUUUUGGGGUAUUCGUAUUGAGAGUGUCCCCCCCUACCCCCCCGAAUGUGUGGCUCAGGGUGAACCCAAUGCAAGGAGGGCAUGGCUGAUUUGGGUUCUGGUCUUGAAAACGUGCUACCCAGACACCCAGAGCACUCAUGGACCACUGAAGGAGUAACUGCAAUCAAUCACCCCUGAGCAGAACCAACAGGAUGUCUCCUUCCCUGACUGGAAACGAAAGAAGAAUAAACGACAGUGAUAUUCUAAUAUUUGUUUGUACUGAUACAGAACCACUUUGUUGGAAGCAAUAGAAGGAAUAACAUUAGUUUAGUGGUUACACAUUUAUCUUUCAGUUUACCAUCAUUUAUUUAAUAUUUAAAUGUAUAUUUCAGUUACUACUCAUGUGACAUUUGUCGUGCUAAGCAUUAUGAUGUAGUGCAAACUCUGUAAAUCAUAGUAUGUAUUUUUUGACAUUAAUAUUCAGAUCUGAAAAAAAGUAUAUCUAUAUCUUAUAAAGCAAUCCUUAAACCUGU
Molecule: messenger RNA, 4617 nt
Organism: Gadus morhua (Atlantic cod)
Lineage: Eukaryota; Metazoa; Chordata; Actinopteri; Gadiformes; Gadidae
Gene: atosa
Product: atos homolog A
Exons: 12
Coding region: 187-3552 (1121 amino acids)
Source: RefSeq, a predicted model, not a curated record